Microdochium trichocladiopsis is the source of this 1347-nucleotide messenger RNA. RefSeq lists its product as uncharacterized. The transcript has 3 exons. Lineage: Eukaryota; Fungi; Ascomycota; Sordariomycetes; Xylariales; Microdochiaceae. The record is from RefSeq and is a predicted model, not a curated record. Bases 1 to 1170 code for a protein of 389 amino acids. Gene Ontology annotation, molecular function: oxidoreductase activity.
AUGGCAACAGCAGCGGCGGCGGCGGCAGCAUCCGGGAUCAUCAAAGCCGAUGUCCUGAUCUUCGGCGCAGGCCCCGGCGGUCUGUCCACCGCCCAGGCCCUAGCCCGGCAGCUGUACACGGCCAUCGUCUUCAGCGACCACACGAGCCCCUCUGGCGCGGGCUUCCGCAACAGGCUCACGAAACACAUGCACAACGUGCCCGGCUGGGACCACAUGGACCCGGCGGAAUUCCGCGCCAAGGCCCGCGCAGAUCUCCUCGCGCGGUAUCACACUGUGGAGUUCCGCGAUGUCGGGAUCCAGAGUGUGCGGCAGCUGGCAUCGGCACCGGCGCCAUCAGCUGUGAUUCUUGAAGCGGACGAGGAGGCCGAAGAUGCCAAGGGUAGAAAUGGUGCUGUGGACUUGGCAGUGGAUGCAAGCACAGGAAGCCGCGGCGGAGUCGUGCAGGAAGAGGAGCAACAGCAGCAGCACGGGAAAAUGCGGUUCGAAGCCGUCGACGCCAAUGGCGUGACGUAUCAGAGCAGGCGUCUCGUCGUGGCGAGCGGGAUUAGGGACGUCAUGCCCGAGGAGGAGAUUCCCGGGUACACGAAGUUGUGGGGGCGGACCAUAUACCACUGCCUCUUCUGCCACGGCUUCGAAGAGCGAGGGCACCCGUCCUCCGCGGUCCUGGCCACGGGCAUGCUGGCCGGCCCGCACGGCGCAGGGGUUGCCCGGAUGGCCGCAAGACUGGCGAGCACGGUCAACGUGUACACGAACGGCGACGAGGCCGUGGGCGAACAGCUCCGCGCCGAGCUGCGCGACACGACGAGGUUCCACGUGAUCAACGACAAGAUUGUCCGCGUGGACAAGGACCCCAAUGUCGAGGGCGAUGCUGGGCUGCUUGUCACGCUCGCGGGUGGAAAGGUCAACAAGGAGGGUUUCAUGGCACACAUGCCCAAUGCCGAACUCAACGGUCCCUUUGUCAAGGAUCUCGGCCUGAAGCUCACGUCUGGCGGCUGGAUCGACACGGGCGACCCGGCAAUGCCCAUCCCCCAGACCAGCGUGCCCGGAGUCAUGGCGGUCGGGGACUGCGCCACGAUGAUGAAGGCCGUCCCGACGGCCACGUACAUGGGUGCGUGUGCGGCGGCGGGCAUUGCGCACGACAUCACCAACGAGGAUGAUGUCGCGAAGUAGAUGGGCGGACGCAUUGGUGCUUUGCAAAAUGUUAGGGAAGGAGAAAAAACAGCCUUAUGAAACGAGGCCGCAAUGUGCAGAAAGGGAAAACGACAUGGGACUUGUCGCUUUCAGAAGUUAGAAGGAAUGGCUCGUACGCACACGCCAGAGAGUCAGAAAUGGAUUAAGACCUUGAGC